Messenger RNA from Sipha flava (yellow sugarcane aphid), 3441 nucleotides. RefSeq names its product lysosomal alpha-mannosidase-like. Bases 178 to 3288 code for a protein of 1036 amino acids. Gene Ontology annotation, cellular component: lysosome. The transcript has 15 exons. NCBI's taxonomy places the organism in Eukaryota, Metazoa, Arthropoda, Insecta, Hemiptera, Aphididae. The record is from RefSeq and is a predicted model, not a curated record. Gene Ontology annotation, biological process: mannose metabolic process. Gene Ontology annotation, molecular function: carbohydrate binding; alpha-mannosidase activity.
GAACGUCCGGUCCCCGGAUCAGUCGACCACCGUAGACGGCCUGGCAUCAGCCUUAACGUCGUUGCAGCAGCCGAUGAACGCGAACUACGUUAGUCUUUAACUGGGUAUUCGCCGAACCGUGUCCGACGUCGGUUUUUCGCGCGAUCUUUCACCUACCCCGACCUCGUUCGGAACGUCAUGCGUCGCCGCCGUUCCCCGGCCGUCGGCGCGGCACCACUGCUGUUGCUCGCCGUCUGCGCGGCCACUGCGUACGCGUCGCCCUGGAGAAAACCUGAACCCGGCGAUAAAUGCGGAUACGAGUCUUGUCAUCCGGUGAAGGACGGCUAUCUCAACGUGCACUUUAUACCGCAUUCACACGACGAUGUUGGUUGGCUGAAAACCAUCGAUCAAUAUUAUUUUGGCACAAAUAAUUCCAUUCAAUUGGCUGGCGUGCAGUUUAUCUUAGACUCCGUGGUUUCCGAACUGUCUAAAGACCCGAACAAGAGGUUUAUCUAUGUAGAGACUGCGUUUUUCUGGAAAUGGUGGGUUGAUCAAUCUGAGGAAACGCAGGAUAUCGUCAGAGAUCUUGUAAGAUCUGGACGAUUGGAGUUCAUUGGAGGUGCUUGGAGUAUGAACGACGAAGCUGCUUCUAAUUAUUUAUCGAUUGUAGAUCAAUUCACUUGGGGCUUAAGAAAAUUAAACGAUACUUUUGGGGAAUGUGGAAGACCUCACAUUGGGUGGCAAAUCGAUCCGUUUGGCCACUCCAGACAAAUGGCCACAUUGUUUUCACAGUUUGGUUACGACGGUUUGUUUUUUGGACGAUUGGACUACGAGGAAAAAAAACAAAGGUUGUUGAACAAAACGGCAGAAAUGAUAUGGCAAUCCAGUCCUAACAUUGGUUCGUCGGCGGAUCUUUACACACAAGUCCUUUACAAUUAUUAUAGCGCACCCGACGGGUAUUGUUUCGACAUCGUGUGCGGUGUGGAUCCAAUCGUGGACGAUAAGAAAAGCCCCGAGUACAAUGUGGAGGACAAGGCGAAUUAUUUGAUCGAUUAUUUGCGGUAUCAAGAAAAGGCGUACCAGACGCACGGCAACGUGAUCUUGACGAUGGGCGGAGACUUUACGUACCAGGACGCUCAUUAUUAUUACAAAUCCCUAGACAAAUUAAUCAAGCAUAUAAAUUCGAAACAAGCUUUUGGAAGUAAGAUUAAUGCAAUUUACUCUACACCAUCGUGUUACCUGAAAGCUGUUAACGAUAAACAAAUCACGUUCCCGACAAAACAGGACGAUUUCUUCCCGUACAAAAGUGAUAGGCAUUCAUAUUGGACCGGAUAUUUCACAUCCAGACCUACACAAAAAUAUUACGAACGAAGGGGCAACAAUUACCUACAGACGUGUAAACAGCUGGCCGUGCAAAGUCUCGCGGGCGCUAGGUACGAGGUCAACAUCACGGCGCUGCGGGAGACGAUGGGGGUGAUGCAACAUCAUGACGCGAUCACGGGCACGGCGAAACAGCACGUGGCCAACGACUACGCGCGACUGCUGAGCGAAGCGAUAGCGGAGUGCGAAGAGACGUCGCACGAGAUACUCACAUCGCUGGCCGGCUGGGAGAUGACGGGAAUGGACACGUGCCCCCUGACCAACAUCAGCCAGUGCGAGAUAUCGGAGCGUGAAGAGCAGUACGUGCUCACCCUGUACAAUCCGCUGAGCCGACCGGUGGUGGAGCACGUGCGGCUACCCGUGCCCGGUGACACAGCCUACACCGUGGUGGACCCCGAUGGUCGGUCGGUCGCGGUGCAGUUCGUGCGGCUGCCAAUGCCGGUGGUGCGCGUGCCCGGCCGUCGGUCGUCGGCCACGGCGGAGCUGGUGUUCCGGGCGGACGGUUUGCCGCCGCUGGGCUACAAGUCGUACCUGAUCACGCGGCAAACGGACGGGCCGAAGCGAAACAAACGGUGGUCGGCCGUCGAGGAACCGACGGCCGGCGAAUCGUCCGCGGACCUCGGCGACAGCCGUUUGGGUUUGAAACUCGACGAUAAAGACUCGAGACGUUUCGUGCUGUACGCCGACGGCGAGGAGUACCCGUUGGUCCAGGAAUUUCUUUACUACAAGAGCAUGGAAGGCGAUAACAAACGAGACAACCGGCGAGCGUCAGGGGCGUACAUAUUCCGACCAGACGGCGACCCCGUUCCGGUUUGCGAUGCGCAGAAGAAGCCUAAACGUUUUUUCGGGUUGGAUCGACAAGACCGGUUUGGCGUACGAUACACGAUAUUAAUGGAUUGCCCAAUUUCGGGACCCGUGGUGCAAGAAAUCCAUCAGGAGUGCAAUGAAUGGGUGAGCCAGGUAGUGAGAAAGUACGCCGAUGAAGAUCACAUUGAAUUCGAAUGGCUCGUGGGACCUAUACCGGACGACUCGAUCGGCAAGGAGGUGAUAACACGUUUUCACAUUCCGUUUUACCAGAAUAACCAAACGUUUUACACGGACUCGAACGGACGGGAGAUGUUGAAACGCGUGUUGAACUAUAGGCCCUCGUUCUCGUUAAAAGAUAAUUUGGAGAACGUAUCGGGAAACUAUUAUCCGAUCACUUCUCGCAUAACGUUAACCGACAACCGGACGAGGUUCUCCGUUCUCAAUGACCGGUCUCAAGGAGGCACCAGUCUUCAGAAUGGACAAAUCGAACUUAUGGUGCAUAGAAGAUUAUUUUUUGACGACGCAUUCGGUGUCGACGAAGCAUUAAACGAAACCGCUUUCGGCAUGGGCCUGGUGGCCAGAGGGCAACAUUAUUUAACUAUGGGACCGGUCAACAAACAGUUUGCGGUCGAAAGACUGUUGGCGCAGAGGAAGCUCAUCAGACCGCAAUAUUUCUACACGAGGAAACAAAGCGUCACGUCCCACGAUGAUCUGAAGAAAACGAAUUUACUACAAUAUUCCGGUUUGAAAACUCCUUUACCGAAGAACGUGCAGCUACUUACCAUGGAACCAUGGAAAGAUGGAUCGGUGCUACUAAGAUUUGAACACAUAUUCGAGUAUAACGAAGAUAAAGAUUUAUCCAUACCCGUUGUUAUAGAUAUACAGGAUUUGUUCACGAAAUUCCGUAUAGUUUCAUUAAAGGAGACCAUAUUGGGCGGUAAUCAAUGGUUAUCGGAGAAUAGUAAAUUAACUUGGAUGACAGAGAAUAACCGUUCAACAGACAGAGAUCGACCGACUCAAACAGAAACAAACAUUAAGUUAGUACUCGACCCCAAACACAUUAUGUUGACGCCGAUGCAGAUAAGGACGUUUGUAGCAGAAAUAACUCAAUAUCCUGCGUGAUUUUGUUACCAAAAAUUAAUUGUAGUGAAUCAUAGAAUAUUACAUACAUUUUUAUAAAUUAUUAUAAUAAUAACGAUAGCAUUUUGUUUUCUUCUAUGUAAAUUGUAGUUUAUGCAUUUUAUUAUAGUUAAAAGAGUAUGAUAUUUAAACUGA